Molecule: messenger RNA, 3171 nt
Organism: Pundamilia nyererei
Lineage: Eukaryota; Metazoa; Chordata; Actinopteri; Cichliformes; Cichlidae
Gene: stat2
Product: signal transducer and activator of transcription 2
Exons: 24
Coding region: 182-2599 (805 amino acids)
Biological process (GO): signal transduction; regulation of DNA-templated transcription
Molecular function (GO): DNA binding; DNA-binding transcription factor activity
Source: RefSeq, a predicted model, not a curated record
GCAGUAAAAUAAAGACUUGACGGGGAAACACUUUACACGCUUGCUUGCUCUUGACAGUUGUUUUGUUUUACCAGCGUUCCAAAGUAGCUCGACGGAAGAGCUAGAUAUGCACAUUGUCUUAAUCUAGCGGAAAGCUAAUAAGGUAUACUAAGUGGAUUCGCACUGAUAUCUUGCACUGAGGAUGGCACAGUGGGACAGAUUGAGACAGCUUCCUAUUGCGUACCGACAGCAGUUACACGAGCUCUAUGACAGAGAUGCUUUACCCAUGGAUGUUCGGCACUACCUGGCCCCUUGGAUAGAGAAGCAGGAGUGGCAGCGGGCAGCACGGGACCAUGCCUUUGCUAUGGUGCUGUUCCAGGUCCUGCUUGAGAAUCUGGACAUCCAACACAGCCGCUUUGUCCAGGAGGAGUCAUUUUUACUGCAGCACAACAUUAGGCGCUAUAAGCAGAACUUUCAGAGGUAUGUGGAUGAUCCGUGUGCUUUGGCAACCACCAUCCUUUGGUUUUUGGAAAAAGAGAAGGAAAUCCUGGAGAGCGCUGAACUGGCUGAAAAGGUCCAGCUUUUGCAAGUUGAGCCAGAGGCAAUGGAGACAAGCAGUCAGCAGGACCUUGAACGUAAACUGGCUGGCUUGAGGAAUGAAGUGCAGUGUAUGGAACAUACAAUCAUAUGUCUGGAGGAGCAGCAAGAUGAGUUUGAUUUUAAAUUCCAAACCCAGAAGUUGGAAGCAGCUGUGGUAGACGAGGCCAGGAAAAAAGAACAGAUUAAAGCGCUUCAGUUGCUUGUCAACAAGUUGAAUAACUGCAGGAAGAGCACGUUGUCAGGCCUAAAUGAUAUUCUGGACAGGAUUCAGGACAUCAUUGAUGUGCUUGUGAAGAAGGAGCUGGUGGAGUGGCAGAGGAGGCAGCAGAAAGCAUGCAUUGGUGCUCCGGACAAUGUUUGCCUGGAUCAGCUGGAAAAGUGGUUCAGCUGUGUGGCAGUGUGUCUGUUCCAGGUGUGGGAGUUUCUUACUAAGUUGGAGGAGCUAGUAGGAAAAGUGUCCUAUGAAAAUGACCCUGUGAAGGUCCAAAACCCCACACUGCAGAAGAGAGUGGACACUCUUCUAAGAGACUUACUCAAGAGCUCCUUUGUGGUUGAAACUCAGCCAUCCAUGCCUCAGGGGAAAGGAUCUUUGGUUCUCCGCACAAAUGUCCAGUUCUCUGUCAAAGCCAGACUUCUUGUGAAGUUUCCGGAACUGAACCACUCCAUGAAAGUGGAUGUAUCCAUGGACAAGGAGGCUCCUCAGAUCAAAGGGUAUCGACGUUUCAAUGUCCUGGGGACUAAAAUUAAGGCCUUGAACAUGGCUGAGAGCACGAAUGGAGGCAUGGUGGCAGACUUCAGACAUCUGACUCUGAAGGAGCAGAAAUCAGGAGGUGGUGGCAAAGGAGUCAGUGAUAUUUCUCUGAGUGUUACAGAGGAGCUGCAUAUCAUCUACUUCAACACUGUAUUUGAGCUGAAAGGCUUCUCUGUUGAGCUGCAGGCCUCCACCCUCCCUGUGGUCAUCAUCUCAAACUCCAGCCAGCAGCAAAGUGCCUGGGCAUCUGUCCUCUGGUUCAACAUGCUCAGUCAGGAUCCCAAGGAUGUUAUGUUCUUCGCCAACACUCCUGCAGCUACUUGGCCUCAGUUUGGAGAGAUGUUGAGCUGGCAGUUUCUCUCGGCCACAAAACGUGGCCUGGAUGACACUCAGCUGGAAAUGAUCGCAAACAAGCUCUUUGGCAAAAAGCCAAACUAUGACAGCUGCACAGUACCGUGGUCAAAAUUUACCAAGGAGAAUACUCCUGACACUUUCUGGGUGUGGUUUGAUGGCAUUUUGAUGAUGGUGAAAACAUACCUUGAGGAUCUGUGGAGGGAUGGGCUCAUCAUGGGUUUUGUGACCAAAGGCAAAGAGAAAUCUCUCUUGAAGAAGAAAAAGAGAGGCACGUUCUUGUUGCGUUUCAGUGAAAGCGUCAUUGGGGGAAUUACCUUCUCCUGGGUGGAGAUCACUGUGACUGGUGAGCCUGAUGUAAAGACAGUCCAGCCCUUCACCAAAGUUGACCUUUCCCAGAUUCCCUUCCAUGAAAUCAUUCGAAAUUACCAGAUCUUAGAAGCUGAAAAUGUCCCAGAAAAUCCUCUACUCUACCUGUAUCCAGACACCCCGAAAGAUAAGGCUUUUGGAAAGUAUUACACUGAGAAGAGUGGAGAGGACAGUCCAUACAUAAAGUACAUCAAAACCAAGCUGGUGUUUGUUUCCAAGGAGAACACACUGGAGGCCAGGUCACCCAUGCCCUCUGACAUGGCACAGGGUGAAGGCCUGGAGCCAAUGAAUGGCCUGUGUGGAGAGGCAGCUGUCUUAGAACAAGACGGGGAUCUUUAUCCUCUGACGCCACCACUGGAAUCUUAUGACCCUGAUCCCAUGAUGAAUGGCUCUGUUGAAGACCCAGAGCCGCCGCAGGAUCUGCUGAUGUAUCUCAACAAUCCAAACCUUUUUGACAACGACCUCCUGCAAGAUGACCAAUCUCUGCCUGAUUUCAGCCUUCAAGGAUUUAACUGUCUGCUCCCACAGUCCUGUGGCAGCUUCCCUUAGCUUCUGUUUGUAUUCAGCCAUAUCACUAUACAUAAUGCACUUGUUAGCUUUACACACAGUACAGCAUUUCUAUCAGAAAAAUGUGGCACACGUGGCAAAUCCAGCAUAAAUGAAAUAGUUUGCUUUUAAUUCCGUUUUCAUGUGAGAUGCUCAACAGCCCAUCUGAUGACCCUGAAAAUCACACAUAACUGAUGUUUUUGUGCACUGUAUAAAUUUAUAGAGCAUCCCUGUGAAUCCUAAACUAUUUUUACUGCUAUAUGAAGAGAUACACGUAAGAACAUUGAAUGAGCCGGACUCAUAUCAGUCCAUACUUUAUUAUUUUAAGAUUAGGCAUAAAGUCUAAAUCAUGCUUAAAAACUGACCAGGUAAGGAGGCAGGAAAGGUUUGUAUGAGCUAUUACUGCAUAGACUGCACAUAAUUUAUUAUAUCUUUGUUUAUUUUGAACCCUUUGUUAUUGUUUUAAUAUUGGCACCUACAACGUGAUAAAAUUCACGUGAACAUCACACUUCCUGUUUUAGUUUGUCCUUUUAUAGUAACACUGUCAUUUAAGUCACAAUAAAAGCACCAGUAAA